AUGUCCACUUCGUCAAGAGCCUCUCGUGCCCAUCUCCCCGAUCCAAGGGGCGCCAGAGUCCAUGUACCCUUUUUCGACACCGACGGGCCAGGAGGAUGCUCAAGUUGUUUGGUGUGGACGCGGAGGAAGAAGAUGCGAGACCACGAGAGAGCAAGAGCCUACAUGGGCAGAUAUGGCGUUGAGCUUAAUCGAAUUCCGCCGGCACGCGAUCAAUCGUCUUGA
This is a messenger RNA of Protopolystoma xenopodis, 222 nucleotides long. NCBI's taxonomy places the organism in Eukaryota, Metazoa, Platyhelminthes, Monogenea, Polystomatidea, Polystomatidae. The record is from the annotation of a GenBank genome assembly.